AUGAUAACGAAACUCGCGCGAGCCCCUUCGGCGAGGCGAGCAAGCGGCCUGCUCGCCCAGCUGUGGCAGUGGCGCGCAGUGGCCCUCGUGCUCGGGCUGGUCGUGUGGAGCGGCCUCCUGCUUCAGCACCAACUUCGGUUCGCGGCCAACUACAAUGUCGACCAAGCAGGGGCCGACCUGGGCUCGAGCCUUGCAGUCGACGACGACGGCUUCGGCUCGCCCCAGCCCCAACCCAUCACCCCCGACAAUGACGAGCGCAGCGCCAAGGCCGCUUCGACUUUGGCUCCGCCAUUGUCCGGAGCUGUUGAGCGAGUUGAUGAAGAGUCGGUAGAGGGGAAGGUGGUGCGGCUGGUGGAAGCGAAGGGGGUCUACAAGCCGUUCCGAACGGCGGUGGACCUGCUCGAAGAGGACCCCAACGACGUACCGCCCCUCGUGCGCGCCUGGCGCCGCGGCCUUUUGGAUUUUCACGACAUCAGACAAAGGCCACCUCCACCCAGCGUCACAGAGCGCUCGAAGAGCUCGGACAUCCAGUACACCAAGCUGGACAAGCUGCUGCACCUGCACAACGGCAAGCAACAGUUUGGCCCGCUCUUCAACUACGAGUUCUGCAGGACAAGUGCGUGCUGCACGAUGAAGCGCGAUGCCGGGUUCGGUUGUCUUGCGCCUGGGCUCAAGACGGCGUUGGGCGAUGACUACUGCGACGGCAAGCUGGAGUCGAACACCCUGGAGGGCUACAACGCCGCCAACCCGCACAACCCGCUGCGAGUCGUGAGUCGCUACAGCGACGGACAGCUCCACGGUGUUGGGGAAGGUGGUGGCGAAUCGGAACAGUGCGAGCACUACAUCCACGGCAUGCCUCAUAUGACCCACCCUGCGGACAACUCAGUGGCCAUGUACUUCCACUGGUAUGCGGACUAUUUGCUCGGCUGGUGGGCUGACUUUGAGGGGCGGGAGCACGAGGACCACGUCGUCAUUGUCGACCGCGAUGCCAUGACUACACGGAACGGUCUGUUCUCGCAGUACGGACUGUUCUCCCGCCACGAGUGCUAUCGCUAUCGCUCCGAGCUCAAGGAAAACACCUGUUUCACCAUGGUCAAGCAGCCCGUGACCACUGCGCGGGACUGGACGGACUUUGCGAGCUGGGCGUUGCAGCGAUUGGAGAUCAAGGUCGAGCGACCCACCGAGUCGCACGUGGGCAUCAUCUCGCGCAGCUUCAAACGGUUCCUGCUCAACGAACAGGAAUUGUUGCAUGCAACGCUUCAGCUGAACGUGUCGGCUGAGCUGCUUCUGUUUGACACGCUCCCGUUUUAUCAGCAAGUCCAAGCCCUACGCCGAACUACGGUGUUGGUCGGAAUGCACGGCUCGGGCUUGACGAACGCGCUGUAUCUACAGCGUGGAGCCGUUUUGCUCCAGAUCAUGCCAUUCAAGACAGGUGGUGGAGCAGCGGCCUACCAGGGCUUCACGCACGGCGCGGGCGCUGUCUACAAGGAAUGGACCAAUCCGUGUCAGGAAUGCACGGUGAUGCACUGGGACAUUCUCAAUGAGCAAGAAAAGGCCGACAAGGCGGGGAUCCUAGAGCGAGGAGGAUGGAGUGCCAGCGGUAGCCUCUACUUCUGGUUUUGGGUCAACCAGGAGACCUACGUGGACCCCAAGCAGUUCCAGGCGCUGAUCCGCGAUGCCUUGAGCGCUGACUACCUCCACGCUCCCCAGGAGGGCGGUGACUAA
Messenger RNA from Acanthamoeba castellanii str. Neff, 1725 nucleotides. RefSeq lists its product as uncharacterized. NCBI's taxonomy places the organism in Eukaryota, Discosea, Longamoebia, Acanthamoebidae. Gene Ontology annotation, biological process: protein O-linked glycosylation via mannose. The record is from RefSeq and is a predicted model, not a curated record. The coding region runs from base 1 to 1725 and encodes 574 amino acids. The transcript has 13 exons. Gene Ontology annotation, cellular component: endoplasmic reticulum. Gene Ontology annotation, molecular function: protein O-acetylglucosaminyltransferase activity.